Cuscuta campestris is the source of this 2209-nucleotide messenger RNA. NCBI's taxonomy places the organism in Eukaryota, Viridiplantae, Streptophyta, Magnoliopsida, Solanales, Convolvulaceae. The record is from the annotation of a GenBank genome assembly.
AGAAAGAGUUUUCUUUGAUUGAUUGAAGUUCUAGAGGAGAUGGUUGCCGGGUGCCCGGUAUCGUCGGCAUACUGUAAACACGAUUUCAUCAACCAUUCAUACAGAUCAGACAGAGAGUGAAGAAUUUAGAUCUGAAAGUCAACCAAGAAGAGAGACGUAUCACGUUUGCAUGCAUGAAUUGUAACAUAUCAUUUUUGCAAUUUGAUCUUAUCCGAAAAUAAAAGCUCUCAUCUGGUCACUUUCGUUCCCAUCCCGAACAGAGAGAGCCGUGACAGAAUUCCUCACUCCAAAACCGACAUUGUUGUGGAAACUGAGACAGGUGGUUAACAUGCAGCAGCAGCAGCUCCACUUCCGCCUCCAGAUUUGGAAUCCCGCUCACUUGUAUUCGGAGUAUUUAUCUUUCCAUUCCCUUCCUGAAGACAUUUCGAAUCAAUCCCCCUCUUCUCCAAUUCGAACAAGAAAACCCUAGUUCUCCCAUCCGCAGGAUACGCUUGAUGUGAUAUAAAACAGGUAGAAUUGGAAGAUCAUUGAAUGAAUCUGUAUUUGUUGUUCCAGAUCUGCUUUAUGUGAUCGAAAACAGGUUUUGCGACACCAUAAGCUGAUAAGCGAAUAUGAAUCUUAAAAUUGCAUCACCACCCUUGCAAUGUCCUUACAUUAUUAUGCCUAAAGCCUCAUCUUCAAAGAACCCUAGCAGAACAGAUCAAAUCAUUGUUCUUGGAUCUUUGUUUCUCAAUCCCGUUAGAGGAACCAAUCUCUUAACUAUAAGAAGAAAUUGCGGUGUAAAUCUUUAUGGAAGAGAGAUGGGAGAUGAACCAUUUGAAAUUAGGGAAGGAUUAGCUGAAGAGUUCAACAUACACGGUGAGGAAAAGACAGCCGGUUCAAAUAUGAAAAAUGAUGGGUGUUGUGUGAUAUUUGAGAGGAAUCCAACUACAAGCAGAUAUAGGGAAAACUAUUUGAAAUUUCCUUCAAAAACUGAUUUGUUGGAUCCUGCGAUGCUCGGGAUCCAACCCGAUCCUCCGAAUUGGCCCGAAAGGCAAUCGGUUAUUAAUUUGAGUAUUGAACAUAAAGCUAAGAGUUUUAUGCUUCCGUUAUCUUUGAGAUUGAUAAAGAAGAAGCUGCAAUGGGAAGUGAGGGAUUUGGGAGAGUCAUCAUCUUCUUGUUCAUUUGGAAAUGCUUUCUCUUCAAUGGUAUCCAUCAUCGUGGAACUACAGACCUAUGCAUUGAAGAUGAUGGAAGUGUUGUGGGACAAAGAUUUGGAAUCCAUUAUCACUAAAGCUCAACGAGAUAUCCGUUCAACAUACAUAUGGAUAUUUCAACGCGUGUUCUCCCAAACACCGGCUUUGAUGCUUUAUGUUAUGAUAUUUUUAGCAAAUUUCAGUCUAUAUUCUGGGUUCCACAACGCCGCAGUUGCAGAAACUUUGUUAUCGAGACCCGUAUGUUCUUGUGUCAUUGCAGAGGAAGAACUGACAAGAACUAAAACUGAUAUAGAACUAUGGAACUCUUUUAUGAAAGAAGCAAAAAAGAUGAGAAGUUUGGAUGAGUCAGGACUUGGUGAUCAUCAGGUGAUGGAGAGGCUUGUUGCACCAAUUUCAGUGCAGGUAGAAUCAGACCGGUUUGUGGACUACUUCAGAACGGAUUUUAUGUACCAGGUUAUGCUGUCUCACGAUCCCUGUAACACACUUUUGCUAUGCAAUUAUGCACGAUUUCUGCAGCUUGUGGCACGGGAUUAUGACAGGGCAGAAGAGUUGUACAAAUGGGCCUUGCAAGUGGAACCAGCGGAUGCAGAGGUUCUAAGCCAUUACGCGGCCUUUUUAUGGACAGUGAGGAAGGAGUCAGGCAGGGCAGAAGAAAUGUACCUACAAGCCAUAGCCGUUGAGCCGGGGAAUCCCUAUUAUGCAUCUCAGUAUGCCAGUUUCCUGUGGAGUAGCAGUGGGGAGGAAUGCUGGGGCUCUCAUAUGAACGCAUCAUCACUGUCAUGAUAGCGGCGCGGCUGUGUUCUUGAUGCUGGGGCUCAUACUGAAUGGCUUUAGCAUCAUCAAUGUGGUGAGUUUAUAGGAAUGAUGUAAAAUACUGUAUCAGAAAUCAGAAUGUUGCAAGUGUAAAUCAUAUACGGUGUAUGUUGUGUUAUGAUUUAAAACCAUAUGUUUUAUAUCAUUGCAGACAAAGUUUAGUUGAAGGGGUAUGAAUCUAUUGGUUUUACUUGUUUCUU